CUCACAUGCCGUUCAACAAUUAAACGUCUCACUGCUUAAGUUUCUCACUGCUUAACUGUUUCACUGCUUAAGUGUCUCACCGCUUAUGUGUCUUACUGCUGUAUAUGUGAGUGUGCAACGCAAUGGCGUUUAAAAAAGAAAAUUUCGCGGGUGAAAUGUAGAUAUAUAAGUAUAGUUUCCUUUUUAAACAUGUUUUUUUUUAAAUAUUUUCCUUUUCUGUUUUAUUUGUCUCUAUGUUUGUGUGAGAAAUAUGCAUUUUGUAUAGUUUGAUUCUUAGCUAAAUUCACUGUCUAGAUUUUGGAAAAUGUGAUGGGCACUUGCACCUAUUUGUAGGCCUUCUAUAAAUAGGGCCCUGCACGCAACACAUGCAAGACUAUGAUUGGCAAUUGCAGUUUUACAAGUAGGACUCAUAGGAAUAUAGGCUCUCAGAGAACACAGUACCCAUCUCAAUGUUCACUCAACAAACUUCAACUCUAAACUGGAGCACUGUUAUUUGUCAAGCUCUUAACUCAAGGAUAUUUAGACUGAAGAUUAUUUUCCUUUGACCUCUCUCGGAAGCUGUUUUUCUUCAUAAAGUGUGCUUAAACAUUUGUGAUUCACUUAAAAAAACAAUGACGUCCAGAAGGCCAAUGACUCGUUCUUACUCGGGCAACGGAAGGACAAGCAGCUUCGAAGAGGAGGGCAGCUCUUCCAACAGAGAAAGCCGCAAUACCUACCUCUCCAAUGUCAGGCCUGAGAACAGCUAUUCAAGGCAUUCUCACUACAGGCCACCGAGGAGCACCCUGUGCAGUGUGAUGGCACAGCUAACGGAGGACAUACAGCCAUCCUUUGAGAAAACGUUGAAAUCAAAGGCAGUCUCCGAAAACUGCAACGUCAAGUUCACAUGUGUGGUGACUGGUUACCCUGCUCCAGAACUGACAUGGUACAAAGACGAUAUGCAAAUGGACCGGUACUGUGGACUGCCGAAAUAUGAAAUUAACCGCAAUGGAAAAAACCACACUCUGCAAAUUUACAACUGCACACUGGAUGACGCGGCCAUCUACCAGGCGUCCGCCAGCAACACUAAGGGCAUCGUCUCCUGCUCAGGAGUUCUGGAGGUGGGCACCAUGAGUGAGUUCCUGAUCCAUCAGCGCUUCUUCGCCAAGCUCAAGCAGAAGGCCGACAACAAGAAGAAGGACUUGGAGGGCAGCAAGAAGAUAGAGAACGUCCCGAAAGAGCAAUCAGAGAGGAGCCCUCAGCGCCCUCCCAGGAAGCGUCCAGUCCCACCGCCAGCAACCAAGGAGGAACCCCCAGCUGUGGAGCCAGUUGUGGCUGCCGCCUCCGAACCCAACGGCGCCAGCGCUGACAUCGAAGAAGCAGCCCCUCAGACCCCCACAGCCGUUAUCAUUGAAAAGAAGGAUGACACAGAUGCUUCACCCAAGGAUAAUGUGGCCAUAAAGAAAUUAAAGAUUUCCAAUGGCGUGGAUGGAGUUACCGGCAGCGCUAGUAGCAGUAGAGGUCAUGCAAUCGUCAACGGCCGCCAGAACUCUUACGACGGCGGCAUCAGUUUAGCACAGUUCUUGGCCGAGACGGUCAGUGCGCAGGCUGUUGAGGAGAAACAGGCGGAGAAGACUUGUGAGAUGGACGCGUCCGUGCAAGGGCUCAACAAAGAAGACGAAAGAGAGAAAGAAGCCAAGUGUAAAGAGGUAAAGGAAGUCGAGAAAGUGAGCGUCCACGUACAAGAGCACGAACGGUUGAGAGUAAGUGAAACAGAAUUACAAGUUGAGAGAGAGAAGGAAAGAGAAAGGCAGACAGAGUUGCAGCGCCCGGUAGUCCAUCAUACCCAUUCGCCAGCCCCAAAAAGUCACAGGAGAGGUCACAAGGACCAUGAGCACCAUAAUAUCCAGGCUUCCCUCACCUCCGUGCUGCACUCUGUCAAGGACUUUUUCUUUGGCAAGGGCAAGAAGGACUCUCAUGAUCAUAGAGACAAUGAGGAGACAGAGGAUUAUAACUCUAAAACUCCACCAGCAGAAACACCACCACAAACACCACCAUUGCCUCGACUAGAGGACUGCAGACCGCAUCCAGAAGAGGUUGUCCCCAUGGAGUCGGAUGAAUCGAGGGAACCUUCACGAGUCGUGGUCACAGAACCACAUGUAGAGUUAGGGAAGCCAUUGACCGCCCAUGGAGUUGGGCCUGAAGUUAUUCAAAAGGAACAUUUUCCAGCACCAGCGCCACAAUCAAACACUGGAGUUGAUUCGUUUGAGCCCAGGGUUAAAGAGGUGGUGAUGACAACACAUGCAGAGCACAGAAGAUCAGGAGAAGCAGCACCCAUGUCUGUAUCUCCCGUUUUCAUUAAGGAAAAAGAAAAACUUCCCCAGAAAUCAUGGAUCACGGAAGAGUUCGCUUUAACCCAGAAGAUCUCAACUGUCCCUUUGCCAGUACCAACAGUUGAAACCCAGAUUGCACCUACGAGAGUUCUCCCGAGCUCACCUGACACCCAAACCCGGGCCUGUGGCGAGGCCUCCACCCCUGCAACACUGAGUUACCGUACGGUAGAAAGUGCGCCUCUCGGUUCCAUCAAUGAAACGGUCCCCUGCUACCUCAAAGCAGCAGGGGACCAACUUCUUCAUGCUGACGCCACUGUGGAGACAGGCCCCUCGGAGCCCCAGGACCAUCCCCCUCCUAACUAUCCACUGAUGAGCCAGACGGUCCAGGAACAAGCAGAGAUUCAAAUGAAUGAAACCCGGAUGGAUACUGCUUUGUCAGCGCCUUCUUUGGAAGAGCAAUCAGUGUUUGAUUCCGCAUUUAUGAAUCAAGUUCCUAUUCCUAUUAUCAUCGUACAGGCAGACAAAAUGGUGUCAGAGAGCAUGGAAGUGAAUAAUACUCCACUUAUUCAGACUGCGAACAUUGGUGAUCUUUCUACUGUCAACACAGUAGACAUCUCUGAGAAGGGGGACUUCAAGAUGCAAGAGGGAGGCCUUCCAGAUGGGUCCGAUAGCACACCGGCCUUUAAUCUCAGUGUGACUCCCACACCGGUGUUGGAACAAAAUGAAGACAUAGUUCCAUUACAGGAGCACCUCAGUUCUGCUUUUGACCAAAAACAUGAAGUAAAUGCUAAUCUAGAACCGGAAGAGCUGCCUCUGUCGGAAAUUGCUGAAAAAACAAGGGAGACACAGGGUAAUGAGGGGCUUACCCUAUUUAUUGAGUCAGAGUCUAAAAGGGGAAAGGAGGGAGAGGUGCAAGAUUUGAAUGAACCACAAAGCCUCCUUGUGGCCCGGGAUGAGGAAGAAACUGUCAGGUUAUCAGAGUCAGCCAUUGUUGUGGGCCAUCCAGACGACACUGGGAGCCGGUUGUUUUUGGAGAACAAUACAGAAAGUGAACCCUCAAAUUCUACUUCGGAGGACACCACAGAUAUUAAAGUCAUUAUCCCAGAAAAUGUGGCAAAUGAAAAGAGUAAUAAAACAGGUGAUGAAGUUAAAGAACCUGAGAUCAAAAAAACAUUGCUGCCAUUAAUUACUUUGACAUCAAUAAGAAAUCCUCCGAUUUUGCAAAAUGACCGCAACGCUGAUAUUUCAAUAACAAUAAUAAAAGAGAAAGACAUUCUUGUUUCAAAGAUGGACAGUUUAUUACCCAAGGAGACAAGUCUUCUGAAUGAGGACGACAAGCCACCAGCAGACAAAACACAGGAAGGUGUGCAACUUCAUGCCCAGACUGAAAUACAACUCGUAGAACCGCACCGCAGUGAGCACACGGUCACGUUGGUAUCCAUUCCUGUUAUAAAUGUUUCAUGUACGGAUGAAAACCAACUCACGGUGGAUGUACCUGUCUGUGUACCUGAAACAGACCAAGUCUUCAAUGCACCAGUCAUUGAAGACCCCAAGAUACCUCUGUUGGUGGUGCCACCCAUAUCCAUAAUUUGUAAUGAUAUUCCUGUUGAAAGCAUUUCCGUGCCAUCUCAACAAAUGUACACAGUGACAGGACCCUACCAGGGGGGUGAAACCCAUGUUGAAAGCCUUAUCGCGCUUGAAUCUCCCAGUCAGGCGCAUGUGUUGAAUGGGGCACAGACACCAGCUGGUGUGACAGCUAAUACGCAUUCCCUGAUCAAAACAACGGAAGCCGUUGGUGACGCUGUAACCCACAAGAAGAAACCAAUGAAGCAGGGAGAAAAAGAGCCAGAUGACCCUGGGUCAGAACCCGCUAAGGACCGUCCUCUCCAGCCAGACAAACUCCCCGUGGAGAGGCUGGAUGUCCAGCCCCAGCCGACACCAGCCUUGAGCCCGGCUAGCCUUCGCCGGUUCCUCUCUCGAGCUGGUCCCCGCUCCGACUCCCCCACUGCGAUGGCCGUCCCUGCCAUCACCGUAGGGGACUCCCAGAGUGACAAGACAGGGGAGGAGCUGAGCGGAGGAUCCACGCCGACCUCGUCCCUCUCCUGUGAGAGCAGCCCGCGGCUCAAGCGCAGAGAUAGUAUGUCGCUCAUUCGAUCGGCCACCCCAGAGGAGCUGGCCUCUGGUGCACGCCGCAAAAUCUUUGUGCCGAGGUCGAAGGGAGAAGAUGGAGGAGAGGGGGCUGGACUCGCAGUCCUGGGGGUUGCUGAGGCCCCCUACAUGUCCCCCGGCCAGGCUCGGAGGGCUGCUCUCCUUCAGUCUCCUGCCGGACAAAAUAUCCCAGGGGUCGCUGAGGCAGUGACAAGGAGGGAGAGCCCCUUCAUGUCCCCCGGCCAGGCUAGGAGGGCUUCUCUCCUACAGGCUCCUACUGUUCAAAAUUCCCCAGGGGUACCUGAUGCCCUGGUGAAGAGGGAGACCCCCUUCAUGUCCCCCGGCCAAGCCAGGAGGGCCGCUCUUCUUCAGGCUCCUACCGGACAAAAUACCCCAGGGGUUCCUGAGGCUGUGUCGAGGAGGGAGAGCCCCUACAUGUCCCCCAGCCAGGGUAGGAGGACCGCCCUCCUGCAGGCUCCUACCGGACAAAAUACCCCGCCGCUGGAGAGGCGGUCUCCGAUGCUGAACCGCCGCAGGGCCAUGCUGGAGGUGCCAAAGGUGGUGGAGGAGAAGCCUGCAGAGGAGCCGGACAGCAGCAAGUCAGAGGAGAAGCCCGCGGAGAAGGAAAAGCUGGACCCUUUCAAAGCCCCACAGGUGAUCCGCAAGAUCAGGGGGGAGCCGUUCCCCGACGCCUCGGGACAUCUGAAGCUGUGGUGCCAGUUCUUCAACAUCCUCAGUGACUCCACUGUCAAGUGGUACAGAGACGAAGUGGAGAUACUGGAGGUCCAAAGAAGUGGAGGAGAUGAGAGCCAAGUAGCUCUGGCUAUUGUCCAGGCGUCCAGCCCAGACUGCGGAGUAUAUGGUUGCACCAUCAAGAACGAAUAUGGGACUGACACCACUGACUUCCUGCUCAGCAUGGACAUCUUAUCUGAUAUGUUACUGAAAGACGAUUUGGAAGUUGGGGAGGAGGUAGAGAUGACCCCGCUGAGGUUCACCAAAGGCCUGGCCGACGUCAGCUGCUGGGGCGACAAGUUCUUUGGACGCAUCAUGACAAAGGUGUCUCACAUGGGGGAGGGCUGUGCACACAAGGCCUGCAGGAUAAAGGUCAUCUACGGCCUGGAUCCCGUCUUUGAGUCUGGGAGCACCUGCGUUAUGAAGGUCCAAAGUCCCAUCCCUUAUGAGACCAAGGAGGAGCGUAACCUUGCAGAGAGAAACCUAGAAAUGACUAAGCAAGAAUGCAAAAUUCAAAACAUGAUUCGGGAAUACUGUAAAAUAUUUGCAGCCGAAGCAAGAGUCAUUGAGAACUUUGGCUUUUCACUAGAAGUCCUGCCUCAGUACCUGAUGUACCGGCCGGCUAACACCGUGCCGUACGCCACGGUGGAGACGGACCUGCCGGGGGUCUUCCUCAAGUACUGCCACAUGGACACCAAGGGCCGGCUCAUCACCAGGACCAGCUCGGAGGUGGAGCAGAAGUGCUGCACCUUCCAGCAUUGGAUCCACCAGUGGACCCACGGAAACUUACUGGUCACCAAUCUACAGGGUGUGGAAACAAAGCUCACCAACAUCAGAGUUGCGACCAAGUCAAAGGGGUAUCAAGGCCUUACGGAGCAAGGCUCACCGGAGCUCCUGGAGCAGUUUGCGGCCCAGCAUCAGUGUAACUACUACUGUGGUCUUCUGGGCCUGCGUUCCCUGAAGGCAGCGGACAGUCUUCAGCAGCCCAGCAAGAUAAAGGGCUCCAGAAGCCCGCUGUUGCAGCGCAAGCUGAGCACAAGCUCAAGCCCCGUACUGCAGCGCAGAGGGGUCCCUAGCCCCCUAACGUCCAGAAAGGCCACCGCUAGUCCAAAGGUGCCAAGGAAGGCUCCGGGGACCGAGGAAAAUAACCCAACCGCCAAAGCAAACCCUGAGGGAACCUCUGAAACGGUCCUUAAGAGUUAGAAAGGGGGGUCCUGGUGAGACAUCAAACUAACUUUUCUCCAUGUUCAAUGAAUUUUGUUCACGGAUGGCUCUUUUUAAAUAUAAAAAUAGCAACAACCGUUUUGGUCAGUGGUACAGGGUGAACAUCAUUAGCAUUGAUAUGAUAUUAGAUACUUUGUUAAGUGGUUAUGUAGGGGAGCACAGGCCAUUGAAGGGCUGGGUUUACCCUAUUAUGUAAAGUACUGUAAAUGUCUCAUUUACCGUCAUCAGCAUGUCCUUUAUUGGAGCUACACUGGUCUCCCGCCCCUUACCUUCCACAUGCACUGCUGAGAUAAUGUUUUAUUGGGAUGUUUUAAGGUACAAGGGUCACAACCUACAGAUCCUAAUUUGCUCAUAUUUUUAAUAUUUUUAAUAUUUUAAACACCUUCAUCCUUUCAUUUACUUUUGAGGCUUGGAGCCGGGAAAAUUGUUUGAACACAAUUUCAACACAGCUUUAAUAAGAUGUUUCAAGGUUAAAUGUGACAAGCUGAGUAGGCCUACUCUGUAACACAUUUAGUUUCUAUGUUUGUAGACAUUCUUUUGGUUAAAGAUUAUCUGUAAUGCUGCAGUUUUAGCCUACUCUGAGUACGGCAUUACAAGAUCAUUUCUAUUUCUGGUUCACAUGUUGCCACCUCAUUGUUCUCGUUUUUAAGUAAUAUGAUUAAGUUGUAUUGGUUACAGAACAGUUGUGUAUGGUAAGCAGUCUAUCGAUAGCCAAUCUUAUGGAGGAAUGGGAGUAGUUGCGUUAAUAAGCAAUUAGCGUCGAUAAGGAGGACCCUAAUGAGGAAGUAAAUGAGUCAUGAAGUCCACUUGUCGCAAUCCUUGUUGACUUUCAAACACACAUGCAAGGAGGGCUUGUAAGGAGAGCGUUCCAUUCAUGCCUUUUUGUAUUGUUGUAAUUUUGUAUAAUUAUCUGAAUUGUUACUGCUGAACUCAAUGCCAGCACAACAUUAUUUUUGCUAUAUAAAGAGAAACAAAGAAAGAGAGAAAGAAGAACGAAAGAAUAAAGGAAAAAGGUACUGAUGCAAAAAGGAUUUCCGUUAGGCAUGAUUCACUUUCAGACACUUUCAAAAACGGUGUCAUUGAAACCAUGCAUAUCGAUGUGUCAAAGUUUCAGAAAGAGUCUGACAAGGAUAGGUUGUAAGUGAAGAAACAAACAGGUGACUGAAGUAAUUAAAAGAAGCGUGAAAGGAAUGUGUGUUUACAGAGUGGUUAAUGUUCAUUGACCACACUUUGGCCUGUCUCAGUUUAUUUUGUAAGAAUAAAAGUUUUAAAACAUAAUCAAACUCAACAUUAUUGUGUUCCAACAUUAUACGAUUCCAAGUUGUUUUUAUAUCUGUGUUUAUUUUAAAAAGUUUUCAUAC
Gadus chalcogrammus (walleye pollock) is the source of this 7774-nucleotide messenger RNA. RefSeq names its product alpha-kinase 3a (gene alpk3a). Gene Ontology annotation, biological process: cardiac muscle cell development; protein phosphorylation. Gene Ontology annotation, cellular component: nucleus. The transcript has 15 exons. Gene Ontology annotation, molecular function: ATP binding; protein serine/threonine kinase activity. Bases 612 to 6392 code for a protein of 1926 amino acids. The record is from RefSeq and is a predicted model, not a curated record. NCBI's taxonomy places the organism in Eukaryota, Metazoa, Chordata, Actinopteri, Gadiformes, Gadidae.